This is a messenger RNA of Malaclemys terrapin pileata, 3867 nucleotides long. RefSeq names its product zinc finger protein 585B-like. Lineage: Eukaryota; Metazoa; Chordata; Testudines; Emydidae. Bases 155 to 2713 code for a protein of 852 amino acids. Gene Ontology annotation, molecular function: DNA-binding transcription repressor activity, RNA polymerase II-specific. The transcript has 6 exons. The record is from RefSeq and is a predicted model, not a curated record. Gene Ontology annotation, biological process: negative regulation of transcription by RNA polymerase II.
UCCUGGCUCCCGGCGUCGCCCCUCGCGAGACCCCAGACAGGCCCCUGCUGCUGCGGGGGGGUGGGACCCGAAUCCUGGCUGCAGCAGAGGUGGUGGAAUAACCACCCCGUGGCCAUCACAAUUGUCCCGACUUCCCAGGUGACAAGAAAGGACCAUGACUACGGCAGAGCAAACUCAGAUGCCGGUGACCUUCGAGGAGGUGGCUGUGUAUUUCACCCAGGGGCAGGGGGCUCUGCUGGACCCCGCUCAGAGAGCCCUCUACAGGGAUGUCAUGCAGGAGAAUUACGAGGCUUUGAUCUCUCUGGCAGGAUUUCCCCUUCCCAAACCUGAGCUGAUCGCCCGGCUGGAACGAGGGGAAGAGCCGUGGGUGCCCGAUCUCAACAGCUCUGCGGAAAGGGAGAUCCACAGAGGUGCCCGUGCAGCAGGUGAUGAGACGGUGAGUCAGAAUGAGGAGAAUCCACAGCUGGAAGGUCCUAAUCAGGUGGAACUGCAUGAGAUGUUCUCAGAGAGAUCCAAAGGGAACAUUUCCCAGAAGAGUGAGCAGGAAAAAACCUGGGAGAGUCAGUGCAUGUCAGAAAGGCAGCUGGGAAUCCAGCCAGGGAGGAAAGCAGACAGAUCCAUUUUUUGUGGGGGAGGAUUCAAGGAUCUUAAGGAAACCGCAGCCCAGCAGAGAAUCCACCUGGGAGAGAGAAAAAACAGUUGCACUGCCUGUGGGAAAAGUUUCAGCCGGCACUCCAACUUUAUUUCUCAUCAGCGAAUUCACACAGGAGAGAGACCCUAUACGUGCUUGGAGUGUGGGAAAAGUUUCAUUCAAAGCACACAGCUGAUCAGGCAUCAGAGAGUGCACACAGGAGAGAAGCCCUAUAAAUGCCUCCAAUGUGGAAAAAGUUUCAAUCAGAAUUCACACCUCAUUAGACAUGAGAGACUGCACAUGGGAGAGAAAUUGUAUAAAUGCACCGAGUGUGGGAAAAGCUUCCAUCGGAGUUCAGGUCUUACCUCGCAUCAGAGAAUCCACACCGGACAGACGCCCUUCAAAUGCCUGGAGUGUGGGAAAAGUUUCGAUUGGCGCUCACGGCUUAUUGCGCAUCAGAGAAUUCACACAGGAGAGAGACCUUAUAAGUGCCCGGAGUGUGGGAAAUGUUUCAUUCACAGCUCAGAUCUUCUUUCCCAUCAGAGAAUCCACACAGGAGAUAGACCCUAUAAAUGUCCCCAGUGUGGGAAAAGCUUCAAUCACAGCUCAGAUCUUCUUUCCCACCAGAGAAACCACACAGGAGAAAAACCCUACAAAUGCCAGGACUGCGGGAAAAGUUUUAAUCGGAGCGCUCACCUGUUUAGACACCAGAGACUGCACACGGGGCAGGAAUCUUAUAAAUGCCCCAGCUGUGGGGAAAGCUUCAGUCAGCUCUCAGAUCUUAUUUCACAUCAGAGAAGCCAUACGAGUGAGAAAUCCUAUGAAUGCCUCGACUGUGGGGAAAGGUUACGUGACAGGUCGGCCCUUAAUAGACAUCACCGAACCCACACAGGGGAGAAACCCCAUAAAUGCCUCGACUGUGGGGAAAGUUUUGAUUGGAGCUCGAACCUCAUUGUGCAUCGGAGAAUUCACACGGGAGAGAAACCCUAUAAAUGCCCAGAGUGCGGGAAAAGCUUCAAUAGGAACUCGCACCUCAUCCGACAUCAGAGACUCCAUGCGGGAGAGAAACCUUACACAUGCUCCGAGUGCGGGAAAAGCUUCAACCGGAGCUCAAACCUUAUUUCACAUCAGAGACUCCACACCGGAGACAGGCCUUUUAAAUGUCUUGAGUGUGGGAGACGUUUUAAUCAGCGAGAGCACCUCGUUAGGCAUCAGAGGCUCCACACGGGAGAAAAGCCCUAUAAAUGCCUGGAGUGCGGGAAAAGCUUCAUUCAGAGCUCACAUCUGAUUAGACACCAAAGAGUCCACACAGGAGAGAGACCUUAUAUGUGCCCGGAGUGUGGGAAAAUGUUUCGCGACGGCUCAGCCUUUAUUAACCAUCAGCGAAUCCACACAGGAAUUAAACCCCAUAAAUGCCUCGACUGCGGGAAAAGCUUCAUUCAGAGCUCCCAACUUAUUACACAUCAAAGAGUCCACACGGGCGAGCGACCCUACAAGUGCCCGGAGUGUGGGAAAAUGUUCGGUGACGGCUCAGUUCUUAUUAACCAUCGGAGAAUCCACACGGGAGUUAAACCCCAUAAAUGCCUCGACUGUGGGAAAAGCUUCAAUCGGAGCUCAACCCUGGUUAGACAUCAGAGAACCCACACAGGUGAGAAACCCUUUAUAUGCCUGGAGUGCGGGAAAAAGUUUAGUGAAAGUUCAGCUCUUAUUGUGCAUCAGAGACUCCACACUGGGGAUAAACCCUUUAAAUGCUCCGACUGUGGGAAAAGUUUCAUUCUGAUCUCACGGCUCCUUGCACAUCAGAGAAUCCACACGGGCGAGAACCCCUAUAAAUGCCACGAGUGCGGGAAAAGGUUUAGUGACAACUCAAACCUGAUCAUGCAUCAGAUUAGCCACACAGGAGAGAGACCCUACAAAUGCCUGGUCUGUGGGAAAAGCUUCAGUCACAGCUCCGAUCUUAUUAGACAUCACAGAACCCACACUGGAGAGAGACCCUAUAAAUGCUUGGACUGUGGGAAAAGCUUCAGUCAGAACUCAAAUCUUAUUAUACAUCAAAGACUGCACAAAGGAAAAAAACCUUGACUAUGGUGGAACUUUCCACUGGGGCUUUGAGCAUACAGUGCAUCAGCAAAUCCACGCAGGGAAGACACCUUUAAAUGACCUCAGAGUGGAAAUGAUUCCAGUGAAGCAAACAGCAUAUUGGAUCUCAGAGAUUCCACACAGGAGAGAAAUUCUCCCUGUGGCCUUUUUUUUUUUUUUUAUUAAGUAUCUAUUUCCGAGUUCCUGCACAGACUAGGGGCCUUUGGCUCUUAGGGAAUAUCUGCCCGGAACAUGAACGUCUUUCCUGUGAAAAUGUUUUUUUUUAAGAAUAUUUUUAUGAUCAAUCAGGACAAAAGGUCAAAAAACUCAAAAUUUUUCACCAAAAGGGAUUGAAAGAAAGAAAGAAAGAAAGAAAAUAAAUUCACUUUCAGGAGGACUAAAAUGGAAUUAUUCAGCUUCUUGACUGUCCACCUGCUAGGCUCUUGUUCAUUUCACAUUCUCCCUGCCCUCCGAAGGUGAAAUUGAAUUGGCUGCUCCUGUAGGCCAUGGUCUGGGUGCUAUCCAACUUUUUAAGAGCCAAAUGGCUUUUCAGGUUUCCUGUCCAUUUGAGAACAUAUCCAGGGAGUAGAAUCUCAUUUUGGCCACCUUUGGAAACUGAAAAGGUAGGUGUGGAAACUGAGGCUGGAAGAGUUGUAACAGGGAUGAAUUCCCCAUUAGAAGAGAAGGGGGGAAGUUUGUCCCAUUUAACAAACGCCAGAGAAACAACAAAAACAACAAGGAGUCUGGUGGCACCUUAAAGACUAACAGAUUUAUUUGGGCAUAAGCUUUCGUGGGUAAAAACCUCACUUCUUCAGAUGCAUAGAGUGAAAGUUACAGAUGCAGGCAUUAUAUACUGACACAUGGAGAGCAGGGAGUUACUUCACAAGUGGAGAACCAGUGUUGACAGGGCCAAUUCAAUCAGGGUGGAUGUAGUCCGCUCCCAAUAAUAGAUGAGGAGGUGUCAAUUCCAGGAAAGGAAAAGCUGCUUCUGUAAUGAGCCAGCCACUCCCAGUCCCUAUUCAAGCCCAGAUUAAUGGUGUUAAAUUUGCAAAUGAAUUUUAGUUCUGCUGUUUCUCUUUGAAGUCUGUUUCUGAAGUUUUUUUGUUCAAUGAUGGUGACUUUUAAAUCUGUAAUAGAAUGACCAGGGAGAUUGAAGU